CGGACAAAACUCGCCUGACGUCAUGACCAAGGCAGGCGGUGGUCUAGCGCAGCUGCUGGUGCUGGGCGUGCUCUUCCACGCGUUGUAUGUGCUGAGCAUCUUCGACAUCUACUUCACGUCUCCCGUUGUGCCACAUAUCGAGAGUGUGAUCUACACGGACUCGCCACCAGCCAAGCGCGUCGUAGUUUUCGUGGCCGACGGUUGUAGAGCAGACAAGUUUUUCGAGACGAACACUUCGUCCAACGCCCGGGAUUCCAAUGCAGAACUACGCGUGUCUUUCCUGCGCAAUAUGAUGCAGACACAUGGCAGCUGGGGCGUCUCGCACACGCGUGUGCCUACUGAGAGCCGUCCCGGCCACGUGGCGCUCUUCGCCGGCAUGUACGAGGACGUAAGCGCCGUAACCAAAGGCUGGGCAGACAACCCUGUGGACUUCGAUUCAGUGUUCAACCAAAGCAGCUCCGCUUUUCUCUUCGGUAGUCCAGAUAUCGUCCCCAUGUUUGCUCGUCAUGUGUCACAAGCACAUGAAGAGCAUUAUUCCCACGAAGAAGAAGACUUUGCCAAGGGAGACGCAUCCGAAUUGGACGUUUGGGUCUUCCGACAUUUGCAAAAUCUACUGAUUGGGGCGAAAGAGGACACAAACCUGUAUACGAAGCUACAUAGUGACGGAGUUGUGGUGUUUUGUCACUAUUUGGGUAUCGAUUCCAAUGGCCACGCUCAUCGACCCAAUUCAAAGGACUAUUUGAACAACAUUGCACUAGUAGAUGAGCUAGUUGAGAAGACUCAUCGCAUGGUGGAGGAUUUUUACGACUACGAUGGACGUACAGCGUAUGUGUUUACUGCGGAUCACGGUAUGGGACUAAAAGGAGCUCAUGGAGACGGAGAUCCCGCGAAUACGCGGACCCCACUGGUAGUAUGGGGAGCUGGUGUCCAAGGGCCUACAACAGUAGAGAAGAAAGGGGAGUUUGAGAUUGAUCUACCGACCCAAUCUCGUGCUCAGGUUAAGGCUCAAUUACAGGCACAAGAGGAACACGAACAAGCAGCGGUUGGAGACUGGGGAGCUCUCAAAAACUUGGUGCGGAAAGAUGUGAUGCAAGCUGAUGUUGCGCCCCUUAUUAGUGCUCUGUUGGGUCUACCUUAUCCUCGUAAUUCGGUUGGGGUGCUGCCGUUCUCGUACCUCGCAAAGGGAGCGUAUCGAGCCAAUGCAGUGCGAUCAAACGCGCAGCAAUUGUACCUGCAUGCUCUGCGAAAAGAACAGGAGAAACGAUCGCGCACAUUGCUCCGCUUUGCGCCAUACGGUCCGUUCCGUGACCGUGUUCCUGAGCUCUUGAAGCAGCUAGCUGAAGCUUAUGAGACCAGUAUUCAAGGUGAUAAUUCGGAGUCGUAUGAACGCGUGGAAGUACUGAGUCAGGAGCUGAUUGAGAUCUGCUUGGCGACUCUGGAGUAUUUCCAGAGAUACGACUGGUUUUUCCUGCUUGGUAUUGUCGUGCUGGGCUAUGUUGGAUGGAUGGUGGUCGUUGGAGUGGCUUACCUGCAUCCACGAGACUUCGCUUUGAAGUGGCUGCUUGGUGCUCAUGGCAAGCAGCUGGAUAUCAAGUUGAUCGUUGUUGUAUUCGCAGCAUUCGUAUACUUAGCUCUGGAAGGCUCACCGAUCACGUACUACUUGUACCUUCUGUUUCCACUAGUUUUUGGAGUGUUUACGUGGAAUCAUAUUGACUUGAUUCAACAAGCCUGGGUGUCUGGUUCAAGUAACAAAUCCAAGUCUCAUUGGAAACGGUGGGCUGAGAUCGCGCUGAUUGUGUUAUGUCUGGAGCUUGUGGUGUUUGGAUAUGAACGUCGAGGGGUAUUUGGAGUUCUCUUUUCACUGCUCGCGUUCUGGCCGUAUGUUGGCAAUGCUACAAAUGACGAGAAUCAAAGUGGACGUUCGACAUUACCGAGUCGCUGUUGGACGAUCUCUUGUCUUCUCAUCUCAGUGUUCCCGUACUUGCCUAGUGAAUAUGGCGAGCACACUGCAUUGGUGAAUAUCGGCGGUCUGUUGACGUUGCUGUUUACUAGUGCAGUGCAGAGUACAUCAAACCAGACGAGCUGGAAGAGACCGUCAUUCAUGUUGAGUGUCUCGCCUUUGAUACUGUCGUUGAUGACUUUGCAUGGGACUAUGCAGUACCUGGACGGCGACCGAAGCAAGCCACCGUUUUCACUCACGGUAGCUAACUGGCUGCUGUCUGGAGCUCCUAUCGUGCUGCUUAUUGCGAGGUUACAACGACGCAAGAGCAGCCUAUCUCGUAUCCUGGAAACCGGUACCCACCGCCAUGAAGAUGGUUUCCAAACUGAUACUGAGUUUUACGUCAGGCGGCUUAUUGAGGUGGUGCUGGCUUUUUCUCCUUCGUUCGUACUACUGAGUAUCGCCUACGAGGUGUUAUUCUACGUGGUACUCUGCGCUGUACUCGUCAGCUGGUUACUGUUGGAAGCUCAGGCUUCAGAAGCGUCUACGUCUUCGAUGUGGCGCGAGAUUCAACGAGCAUUUGUCUUUUUGCUUCUAGUAAACAUUGCAUUCUUCGGUACGGGUAACGUGGCUAGUAUGAGCAGCUUUGAGAUCUCGUCUACCUACCGCUUCGUCACGGUGUUUGCUCCUUUCACAAUGGGCGCAUUACUGGUAGGCAAGAUCCUCAUUCCGUUCAUGGUGGUGGCCUGUACGUUCCAUCUGAUUCUACUUCUUCCAUCAGCUUCAGCAUCAGCAGAUGCGAAGAAACCUCGACUGCCUGCAACGCGCUACUUCCUUCUGGUCGUAGCCAUGUCGGACGUACUCGCACUUCACUUCUUGUUCCUGGUCAAGAAUGAAGGCAGCUGGAAGGAGAUCGGCAACUCGAUAUCAAUGUUUGGUAUUGUGAACGCGCAGAUCGUGUUCAUUCCACUGCUUUUCCUGUUGGCUGGAGCUUUCGUCCGAGAUCUGGCAAAAGUCACCGAUGCUCAAGUGUUUCACGACAAGAAACAUCAGUAGUAUAGUUACUACAUAGACGAUAGAAUGACGACGUUGACGUAAGAAUAAAAACGAAUUCAUUGACGAUACACAA
Phytophthora nicotianae INRA-310 is the source of this 3068-nucleotide messenger RNA. RefSeq lists its product as hypothetical. The transcript has a single exon. Gene Ontology annotation, cellular component: endoplasmic reticulum membrane. Gene Ontology annotation, biological process: GPI anchor biosynthetic process. Gene Ontology annotation, molecular function: mannose-ethanolamine phosphotransferase activity. The record is from RefSeq and is a predicted model, not a curated record. Bases 23 to 2995 code for a protein of 990 amino acids. NCBI's taxonomy places the organism in Eukaryota, Oomycota, Peronosporomycetes, Peronosporales, Peronosporaceae.